Molecule: messenger RNA, 2458 nt
Organism: Perca flavescens (yellow perch)
Lineage: Eukaryota; Metazoa; Chordata; Actinopteri; Perciformes; Percidae
Product: indian hedgehog B protein
Exons: 2
Coding region: 42-1124 (360 amino acids)
Biological process (GO): protein autoprocessing; multicellular organism development; cell fate specification
Molecular function (GO): patched binding; calcium ion binding
Source: RefSeq, a predicted model, not a curated record
CUCUGUUUUUCCUGGAUUAUUCCCAGUGAAGGGAAAUUAUAAUGCCACAGAAUCCGAUGAUAUUAGUAAUAAUGUUCUUCCAACUGUGUGCCAACAGUUUGUUUCUCUAUCACAAUGAUCCAACAUGUGUCGAAUGUAAAGUGCACAACAACAGAUUUAGUGUCUCUUUUGUUCAGCGCUGCAAAGACAAGCUGAACUCCCUGGCCAUCUCGGUGAUGAACCUGUGGCCCGGGGUCCGGCUGCGGGUCACCGAGGGCUGGGACGAGGACGGCCACCACUCGGAGGAGUCGCUGCACUACGAGGGCCGGGCCGUGGACAUCACCACCUCGGACCGGGACAGGAACAAGUACGCUAUGCUGGCGCGGCUGGCGGUGGAGGCCGGCUUUGACUGGGUCUACUACGAGUCCAAGGCCCACAUCCACUGCAGCGUCAAGUCAGAUCACUCCGUGGCGGCUAAAUCUGGAGGAUGUUUCCCCGGCGAGGCCUUGGUGACGUUGGCGAGCGGCGCUCAGAAGUCCAUUAUUGACCUGCGGCCCGGCGAGCGAGUCCUGGCGUCGGCGAGCAGCGACGGCAGCGGGGAGCUGCUUUACAGCCAGGUCCUGGUCUUCCUGGACCGCGCCCCCGCCACCUGGACGCUCUUCUACACCCUGCACACAGAGGCCGGGGCCCGCCUCUCGCUCACCGCCGCACACCUGAUCUUCGUGUCCCAGGGGAACUGCUCGGAGGGGGCGCUGCCGGCCCGCGGCGCCCUCAGGACUGCGUACGCCAGUGGCGCCCGGCCGGGACAGUGCGUGCUGGUGUCGCGGGGUGAAGUGGGACCGGGGCGUCUGUCUCGGAUCACCCGCAUCAGCACGAGGGCGAGCCGGGGGGCGUUUGCUCCGCUGACCCAGCAGGGGACGCUGGUGGUGGACGGGGUGGUGGCAUCCUGCUACGCCGUGGUGGACCAGCACGCCCUGGCUCACUGGGCCUUCUCGCCGCUCCGGCUGAUCCACAGCUGGACUGGAUCCACUGGGAGCCACGGUGACGGGAUCCACUGGUACUCGCAGCUUUUACACUGGCUGGGCAGGGUGCUGCUGGACUCAGGGCGCCUCCACCCGCUGGGCGUGGCUCAGGACGACAGGUGAGGGAGGGGACAGGUCAUAUAGGAGGACACUUUUAUCGGAAAGGAACCUGAACCCCUCACUUUUUAAACUGGGAUGACCCCAGACCCAAGCCUGUAGAGCCGUACAGGACCACGAUGGACCACCUGCCGAGACGGGAGACGUUUGUGUUCCUGCUGAGGCAUGAUGGGAGUUCUUUAGGCGGGACAAAGAGGGAAGAAGGACCUGUGAAUUGACACAGAUGAACUCUCUCCAAACCACAAACACAGAUAGCAAAUAUAAGCGCACUCCGAGUCCCAACGAGCUCCAAAACAACUUUUAGUGACACUAUGAAACAACAGUCCCUUAAUCUACGCUUGACAACACACCCAGCAACCGAUUUCACACAUCAAUCAUCAUCAUAUUGGGAUUUAGAGGUCUGAAACAUUUUCAAGUGCAAAGUACAGCUGUUUUAAGGGAUUCUUAUUCAGUAUUUUGUGAUUUAAUGGGUUAUUUGGGGGAUUUAUUGGACACAUCAAUGGAUUGUUAUAUAUUAAGGGUAUUUGAAUGUUUUCUUAAUUGAUUCAAGUGGAUUUAAGUGGUUGAAACACCUUUACACGCGGCGUGAAAGCCCUCCCUGCAUGUUCAACUUAAAUGAAAAUUAAAGCACUUUUAAGGUACACUGUAAAUUCAGGGAUGUUUUGGUGAAUUUUACCCCUCAAACAAUGCUUAAUACGUGCAGAAAACCCAUAAAUAUCCCUUAAUAUAAUACAAUCCGUUCCAUUCAUUCAUCAAUUCAUUUACCCUUUAAUCUGGGGUAAUACUGUGAAAGAAUCCCUUUUAAAUAGCCAUAAUUCUCACCUGAACCUUAAUAACACCUUCAAUUAAUCCCUAAUUGAUUUAUCAAAUAUGUAAAAUGUAAUGUGUAAAUUGAGGGCAAUGUUAAAAGUGUUGUACCGCUUACGAAGCCCUUAAAACAUGCAGAUAAUAAGUUAUGAAAUAUUAUAUUGCCUUGGGUGAAAAGGUGGAAUUUUAAGGUAAAAUUUGAGGAGAUUUUAGUUUCAUAGUAAAGUCCACAGGGAUGUGGUCGUGUUAAUGUAACAUUACUGCUUAAAUACAGAGAUUUUAGAAGGAAUGAAAGAGUGUAUUUAAGUGUUAUUUGUUUAAUGAUUAUGAAGUUAUUAUGGGUGAAGAGAUAUAAAAAAAGAUUUAUUUUUUAAAUUAAAUUAUAUUGAAAUGAGUUGUGUGUCGUUUGAUUUAUAUCUUAAUGUCUGAUGUAGGCAGGGAUGGACUGGGAAUUUAUUCUGCUGGAAACUAAAGACAUAUCUCGGUCUCCUGACUUUGGCCUCUUUAAAUGAUGUCUGUCUGCAGAUGCACUA